Durotheca rogersii is the source of this 1790-nucleotide messenger RNA. Its product is annotated as MFS general substrate transporter. Bases 396 to 1790 code for a protein of 464 amino acids. Gene Ontology annotation, biological process: transmembrane transport. Gene Ontology annotation, molecular function: transmembrane transporter activity. The record is from RefSeq and is a predicted model, not a curated record. NCBI's taxonomy places the organism in Eukaryota, Fungi, Ascomycota, Sordariomycetes, Xylariales, Xylariaceae. The transcript is spliced from 3 exons. Gene Ontology annotation, cellular component: fungal-type vacuole membrane.
GCUAACACAACGUACGUACCCCCUAUCUAAUAAUGGAUGUAUAUACCUACUAGGAGUCGUGGUGUCGUACGGAGAGAGACAGGUGGAUGGGGACGCGGCUAGGACCGACUUCGCUUACUUACCUACCUACCUAGGUAUUACAUGGUGGUUUCAUGAAGCACGCAAAUUCCGACGGUGCUGGUUGAAGAGAGCUCGGGGGCAAUAGAAGGACCCGUGGAGUUCUCUAGGUUCCUGCUUCUGCUCGACUAGCAUACUUGACCGCAUCGGGCGCACAGCCGGAACCGCCCUCAGAGACGGUGAAGGAAGAGCCCAGGUACAGACAAGUUGUCCGACAGAACGGCAGGGUUAGCGAGAGCAUACUGGAUUUGGGGGCGUUCGGCCACCAGCCCUACACCAUGGACAGGAAGGAUGAGGUGGACGUGGAAAGCGAUAGGGACUUAAGUGCUGAGCCCCUCGAACCCACCACCGUCGAACGGGUGGCCGAUGGCCGAACCAUCCCCGCCGACACCGAGACGAACGGCCCAUCUACUGCGCCGCCGAAUGCCGCCGCUAAGCCCGCAGUUCCGGAUGGCGGUCUCCAGGCCUGGCUCCAGGUCCUCGGGGCCUUCGUGGUCAUGCUCCUCACGUGGGGCAUCGUCAACUCCUUCGGUGUGUACCAGACCUACUACGAGACCGAGUUGCUCGUGGGGAAGGCCUCGUCGUCGGAUAUCAGCUGGAUCGGCUCGCUGCAGGGCGCCCUCCUCAUGAUGGGCGGCCUGGUGUCGGGCCCGCUCUUCGACGCUGGUUACUUCCGGCACCUGACUUCGGCGGGGCUUCUGCUCGUCCUGCUCGGCCUCUUCAUGACGUCGCUGUGCUCGGCGUACUGGCACAUCGUGCUUGCGCAGGGCGUCUGCGUCGGCGCCGGCUCCGGCCUGCUGUUCCUGCCGUCCGCGGCCGUGCUCAGCCAGUACUUCGCGCGCCGCCGCGCCCUCGUCCUCGGCAUCCAGUCCGUCGGCUCGCCGCUCGGCGGCAUCGUCUUCCCCAUCGUCUUCGCGCGCCUCGCGCCCCGCGUCGGCUUCGCCUGGGCCUCGCGCGUGCUCGCCUUCAUCGCCCUCGCGCUCGCCGCCGUGCCCCUCGCCUUCCUGCGCCCGAACCCGGCGCUCGCCGGCCCGCGCCCGCGCCGCGCGUUCAUCGACACCGCCGCGCUCCGCGAGCCGCCGUUCGCCGUGUACACGCUCUCGGGCCUCGUCGCCUUCAUGGGGCUGUACGUGCCGUUCUUCUACCUCCAGCUGUACGUGCUGCGGCACGGCGCCGCCGACGGCCGCGUCACGCCGUACCUGGUGACGCUGCUGAACGCCGGCAGCGUACCCGGCCGGCUGCUGCCCAACUUCGCGGCGGACCGGCUGGGCAGCCUGCGGGUGCUCGCGGCGACGACGCUGGCGGCCGCCGCGACCGCGUACGGCUGGCUCGGCGUGCGCAGCGCCGGCGGCGCGGCCGCGUUCGCCGUCGUCUUCGGCUUCUGCAACGGCGGCGUCACGAGCCUGCCGCCCGCGGCGAUCGCGAGCCUGACGCCCGACCUGAGCCGGCUCGGCGCGCGCAUGGGAACCGCCUUCGCGUUCGUCGGCGCCGCGGUGCUGGUGGGGACGCCGGUGGCCGGCGCGAUACUGCAGUCCGGGACGGGCGCCGACGCCGACGCCGCGUGGCGCGGGCUCAUACUGUUCAGCGGCACGACGCUGCUCGCGGGCUCGGCCGGGUGGGCGGUCACGGAGUGGUUGCGGGUCAGGAGGAUCCAUAUGAGCCACUCAGAGUAA